Molecule: messenger RNA, 677 nt
Organism: Microdochium trichocladiopsis
Lineage: Eukaryota; Fungi; Ascomycota; Sordariomycetes; Xylariales; Microdochiaceae
Exons: 1
Coding region: 84-620 (178 amino acids)
Source: RefSeq, a predicted model, not a curated record
AUUACCGCAAUCUUGUGAGCACAGUCCCCCGCCUCUCGUUUGUCGUAUGUUGGUGUUGGUGUUGGCCCCAGGCUAGCUGCAGCAUGCCGUCCGUCCAUGCCUUUCGCUCUCGCUCUUCGCUGCGUGUCGUCGUCCAUAUUAUCAUCAUGCCCCAGCCACUGACUGAUUCUCUGCUAGCCGCAUCUCCUAGCAUUCUAAUCAUCAAGAAGCACCACCUCGCGGUACCCGCCCACCUCGCGACCCGGCUCAGAGUUGCAUUCGUUUCAGAAACCCAACCAGCCACGCUGCGACGUCUGUCGGCGCUCAAAAAAAUUAUCCGCCAGGCGGCAGAGACUCACGUGCCCUUCUGCUUGCACUCGUCGUCGCGUCAUUCAUCACGGAGUACCCAGACUCCAAACGCCUUGACUGCGCACAGAUCGCUGAUCUGCAGCCCCGCGACCACCUCACGGAGCCGGCCAGAGUCAUGCCGUCUCGCUAAGAGGGCUUCGCCGCCAGAGUCCUGCCUCCCGUGCUGCCAUCCGGGCCUCCCCCAGCCGCCCGCCCGCGCCUGUCGCAGCAUCCAGCGAAGCGUGCGCAGCGAGCCGGCAUCCUGCAUUCUGCUGCGCAACACGGCUGCUUAGCAUGCAAAGCCUGCCUCGCCUUGGCUCUCUACCGCCGUAGCAGCAGCAGCAAUGACG